Messenger RNA from Euleptes europaea (tarantolino), 1314 nucleotides. RefSeq names its product tumor protein p53 (gene TP53). Gene Ontology annotation, molecular function: RNA polymerase II cis-regulatory region sequence-specific DNA binding; DNA-binding transcription factor activity, RNA polymerase II-specific. Gene Ontology annotation, cellular component: nucleus. The transcript is spliced from 10 exons. Bases 1 to 1314 code for a protein of 437 amino acids. Gene Ontology annotation, biological process: apoptotic process; protein tetramerization; regulation of transcription by RNA polymerase II. The record is from RefSeq and is a predicted model, not a curated record. NCBI's taxonomy places the organism in Eukaryota, Metazoa, Chordata, Lepidosauria, Squamata, Sphaerodactylidae.
AUGGCCGGCGGGGCUUCUGGCGGCUGGCCUCGCGAGAGCUGCGUCCCCGGGAACGGAGCUGGGGAAUCCCCGGCGCGUGUUUUUGCAUCUCGGCGGCGGCCUCGCGGCGCCCAUUCGCAGGGGGAGGCGGCGCCGGAGAGGCAGGCAGGUCCGCCAGAGGGUCCCUGCCCCGCAGGUGCUUGCAAGGAAGGCUGUUUGAUGGAGGAGAUGGAGCAGAACAGUGAGACAUUUUUUGAGUUAUGGAACACGAUGCAGGACAGCGAUAUGUUGCUGAACCAGAGCCUAGGACUGGAUAUGAACUUAGAGUUGCAGUCCCCGGGAGAACUUCCAGAUCUGAGCUUUGCCCUGGAAGAGGGCACCUGGGGGGCAGGGGAAGGUAGUGAGGGGGCCCCUGCCCCAGAUGCAGCUAAUUGCACCACCUCCUCCACCGUUCCCUCCACCGAAGACUAUGCCGGUGACCACUGUUUUGAGCUGGCAUUCGAGCAAUCGGGAACGGCCAAGUCUGUCACCUCCACCUACUCACAAGAUCUCAACAAGCUGUUCUGUCAGCUGGGGAAGACCUGCCCCGUCCUGGUGAAGGUGUCUUCUUUCCCACCUCCUGGUGCUGUCAUUCGGGCCAUGGCUGUCUACAAGAAGUCAGAGCACGUGGCCGAGGUGGUGAAGCGCUGUCCGCACCACGAGCGCGCACCGGAAUACAGCGAUGACGGGGUCCCUGCCGAGCAUCUGAUCCGCGUAGAAGGGAACAAAAGCGCCCAGUACUACUCUGACAAGGACUCCAAGCGCCACAGCGUCGUCGUUCCUUAUGAGACGCCCCAGGUUGGGUCGGCCUGCAGCACCAUCCUGUACAACUUCAUGUGCAACAGUUCCUGCAUGGGGGGCAUGAACCGGCGCCCCAUCCUCACCAUCAUUACUCUGGAAUCUCAACAAGGGCAUCCUCUUGGCCGACGCUGCUUUGAAGUCCGCGUUUGCGCCUGUCCUGGUCGGGACCGCAAGACAGAGGAAGAAAACGUACACAAAGCUGCUCUUCGUGGUGAACGGUCCAAAAAGGGUAACUCUCCAGCAGAGAACGGGCCUGAGAAGAAGCACACUGCAGGGACCUCCAACAGUGCAGAAGAAGUUCACGUCCUUGAGAUCCGGGGGCGGGAGCGCUACCUCUGGUUUAAGAAGAUGAACGAAGCAUUGGAGUUUAAAGAUGCUCACGAGAGCCACAAGCUAAGCAAAGGCCCACAGAAGACUCGCAAACGGGGCAGCGUGCCUUCGCCAUGCAGCGGGAAGAGACUUCUUCUGAAGGAAGAGGCAGGGGGUUCCGGCUAG